CAGAUUUCUGGCCAAUCCGAUCAUUCGGUGAGCGCCGCAGAGACUGUGCCGUUCAAACCAAAAAGCGCGCCAUUCCAGCCACCGACUCAUUUGUCUCCAGCGUAGCACGCGGAUCCCUCAUCGCCUUGUCGUGAACCGCGUCGGAAGUUCUUCAAGCGCAGUUUUCUCCGUCGCCAUUCAGAGUUCGCAGCCCCACAGAGAUAACUAGCACUCGAAAGUACAGUUAAGUGUCGAGGCACCAGCAUGACAGUGCGCAGCAUCGUAGAGAUGUUCGAGAGCAUGGCAGCUUCCACAGGUGCGGAUGCGCCCAACCACCAACAUGAGUCCCCGGAGCGCGGCAACGUCCACGGUCUGGUGACGUACUACGACGCCCUGGCAGUGGUUGAGGAGACCCCGAUUAUCCAACCAACCAAGGUUGUGCGAAUCGUGCCGGCCCAGCCUGCCAUGAGCGAAGCUGAGCCGCAGCUAAAGGACGUUGGGCACAAGGGACAGGAGGAACAAGCUCAAAGUGAGCAGGAACAGGAUGAGCCGGAGCAGGCUGAAGAGGAACUGCAGGAGGAAAUGGUGUAUGAGCAGAAGCAGGAGGCUAGUCAGCCUAGUAACCAGGACACGAGCGAGGUGCCAGCAGCGCCGAAGUCGUCACCACCUAGACUAGUGCGGGAUUGCUCUCUCCUCGUGAGCAAGCUCCCACAGCCGAAAUCUCGCGAGUUUCAUCUCGCUGCCUGCUCGGUGCGCAAGCCCACGUUGUUAGGUGCACAGCGGAGCUUCACAUCUACUACCAGUUCAAAUGCUAUUAGUCAGCCGAUCUGCGUGCCCCCACCGACUCCGAUCUCCUCACGUGUGCGCUCGCCAUGCACGAGCUAUGCCGCUUUCGUGAAUAGAAUCGAGAAUUCAACAUCUCGGUUGCUGGAUUUCGAGAAGGACGAGCGGUGGCUAGGUCAGGUUGAGACCAUGAAGGGCCGUGUGGAGGAGCUCAAACGGAGGAACCAGAUUGCUCUCGCAAAGGAGGUGGCCAGCACCCCUCGCAAGAGCAGGAGUAUGAGCGAGUGCAGUGGCGUGUCAACGGCUUCCACCGCGUCAAUGUCGUCUAUGGAUACGCCGGAGAUCAGUUGCCAGUAAGAGCCUCGCUUCCGUCGAGCACACCUAACUUAUUAUCUAAUGUUAAGCUGCGCAAUCAAAUGUUGCUCCUCACUCCAGUGUCUUGCAUUUUCAAAAUUCA
Molecule: messenger RNA, 1219 nt
Organism: Phytophthora nicotianae INRA-310
Lineage: Eukaryota; Oomycota; Peronosporomycetes; Peronosporales; Peronosporaceae
Exons: 1
Coding region: 244-1119 (291 amino acids)
Source: RefSeq, a predicted model, not a curated record